CGACAUCCUCGCCCGCGACACCACACCACACCUCCAUCUCCAUAUCGAACACCCGUACAACUCCUUACCACACGCCGAGAAACAUCGUCAACAUGGCCACCGAUCUCUGCCCCGUGUAUGCCCCCUUCUUCGGUGCCAUGGGCUGCACUAGCGCCAUUGUCUUCACAUGUUUCGGCGCUGCAUACGGAACCGCAAAGGCUGGCGUCGGUAUCUCUUCUAUGGGUGUGCUCAGGCCCGAUCUGAUCGUCAAGAACAUCAUCCCAGUCAUUAUGGCUGGUAUUAUUGCUAUCUACGGUCUAGUCGUGUCCGUCCUGAUCUCAAACGAGCUCACUCAAAAGGUGCCGCUGUUCACCGGAUUCAUUCAGCUCGGUGCAGGUCUCUCUGUCGGUCUUGCUGGUCUUGCCGCAGGUUUCGCCAUUGGCAUUGUGGGUGAUGCUGGUGUGCGUGGUACCGCGCAGCAACCAAGAUUGUUCGUCGGCAUGAUUCUUAUCCUCAUUUUCGCAGAAGUCUUGGGUCUUUACGGACUUAUCGUUGCUCUGCUCAUGAACUCGCGCGCCAGCCAAGAUGCUGAGUGCUAGACGAGUGUAGCGAAUGCGAUGCGCAGACCAGACUUUCGAUCACUAGCGCGCAUCAGAUGACAGGAAUGAAUUCAAGUGGCGAUCUGGUGGUGGGCGCGACGAAAGGCCGGCCGGCCGUGCGAGUUGAUUGCAUAGGUUGGCCAUGCCGCCUGCAGGAGGAUUGAAUAAUGAUGCAACAGGACGCAUCUUCCGAUUAGCAUGUAACGGUAGUUGUAUAUUCAACAGCAGGCGUUUUCAAGACAAAAUAGUAGACGCUGUAUGUAAGGGAUUUUCACUGG
Molecule: messenger RNA, 856 nt
Organism: Pseudocercospora fijiensis CIRAD86
Lineage: Eukaryota; Fungi; Ascomycota; Dothideomycetes; Mycosphaerellales; Mycosphaerellaceae
Exons: 5
Coding region: 93-578 (161 amino acids)
Biological process (GO): proton transmembrane transport
Cellular component (GO): proton-transporting V-type ATPase, V0 domain
Molecular function (GO): proton-transporting ATPase activity, rotational mechanism
Source: RefSeq, a predicted model, not a curated record